UCUCACUCACACACACCACAGCAAAAAAAACAGAGGAAAAUAAACAAAGAAGGGAAAUCUCUCUCUCUCUGUCUCUUCAUCUCUCAUUCUUUCUUAGCUUCGCAACAAUGGCGGACGAGGUGAUUCUGCUUGAUUUCUGGCCGAGCAUGUUCGGUAUGAGGACGAGAAUCGCUCUGGCUGAAAAGGGAAUCAAGUACGAGUACAGAGAAGAAGAUCUGAGGAACAAGAGCCAACUGCUCCUGCAGAUGAACCCGGUUCACAGGAAAAUCCCGGUUCUCAUCCACAACGGUAAACCGGUUUGCGAGUCUCUGAUCCAGGUUCAGUACAUCGACGAGGUUUGGUCGGAUAAAGCCCCGAUCUUGCCCUCCGAUCCUUAUCAGAGAGCUCAGGCCAGGUUCUGGGCUGAUUACGUCGACAAGAAGAUGUACGAUCCAGCGAGGAGAAUCUGGGCGACGAAAGGGGAGGAGCAAGAGGCGGCGAAGAAGGAGUUCUUGGAAAUACUCAAGACGCUCGAGUCGGAGCUAGGAGAGAAGCCGUACUUUGGCGGGGACGAGUUCGGGUAUGUGGACAUUUCCCUGAUCGGAUUCUACACAUGGUUCCAAGCCUACGAGAAAUUCGGAAACUUCAGCAUAGAAGCUGGGUGCCCAAAACUGAUAGGAUGGGCCAAGAGGUGCCUGCAGAGAGAGAGCGUGGCUAAGUCGCUCCCCGAACCUGAGAAGGUCACCGGGUUCGUGGCCGAGCUCAGGAAGAAAUUCGUGGCCGAGUAGAGAGAGACGGGCUCGUGAGAUCGGUCUUUAGGGCAAAGGGUUCGAUCUCGAUCAGGUUAUAUACGAACUGCUUGCGUUCUGUGUUCCGUGUCUUGUCUGUGCGUCUUCUGAAUAACAACCAAGUAUAUGUUAAAAAAGCGUGUCUCUCUCUUACAAAACCUUAGAUGGUUUCAUUAGAGCGUUUUCACGCGUAUUGCGUUUUCGAUGUGAUGAUGUUUGUGUUGUUUCGUUUCGAUGUUCAUGCUAAUAAAUUCAACGUUUUGGGUUUGUUCGUACA
Molecule: messenger RNA, 1044 nt
Organism: Tarenaya hassleriana
Lineage: Eukaryota; Viridiplantae; Streptophyta; Magnoliopsida; Brassicales; Cleomaceae
Product: glutathione S-transferase U19-like
Exons: 2
Coding region: 108-767 (219 amino acids)
Biological process (GO): glutathione metabolic process
Cellular component (GO): cytoplasm
Molecular function (GO): glutathione transferase activity
Source: RefSeq, a predicted model, not a curated record